This is a messenger RNA of Acipenser ruthenus (sterlet), 2834 nucleotides long. RefSeq lists its product as uncharacterized. Lineage: Eukaryota; Metazoa; Chordata; Actinopteri; Acipenseriformes; Acipenseridae. The transcript has 8 exons. The coding region runs from base 1217 to 2704 and encodes 495 amino acids. The record is from RefSeq and is a predicted model, not a curated record.
AAGAAAGAUAUUAAGCUUAAUAAAAAUAAAAAUUCGCAGCCCAUCAGAGCUUGUUGAUUAAUUCAAGGCUUCUGUUUGUGGCGGGUGUUAAGCUGAGGGAACACGAAGCCACUUUUUCAGGAGCUUGAAACCUGGUUCCAGGAGACCUAGUUUGAGGCUCGCUGCUCUAUCAAACCCCAAGUCUCUCCCGGUGCGCCGUGCAGCGGGCUGAAACCGGGUCUCCAAGUUCGGAGCCACAAAGCAGCUUCGUGUUCCUGCAGCUUCAGGGUUGAAAUAAUCACUGUGUUUCCUGAAGAGUGGUUCUUAACAUGGUAUAUGACAAUAAACGUGAUCCACGACCAAAUGCACGACAUGCAUACCAGCAAGUGACUGGUGCAUGACGAUGCAAAGCUGUGGGCGGUUUCAGACAGGAUACCUGCGCAUCGGAUUUUGUUAAAAAAAAAAAAAAAUUAAUAUAUACUUUAGAUACAGUUCUACAUUAUGACCAAAGCAUUACAAACACAGUGUCUGGCAUUUGUAAUGCUGCGCCAGGUUUAAUAAGUGACCAGAGUGAGCCACGUGUCUAACGCCGAAUUAAUUGCCAUGGCAACGAAAGAAGGUGACGUUCCUCGGCGGGCGACGGUUUGAAUUUGAAUCUGUCGUUGAGGUGCGCGAGGUAACGGGAGUCCUGUACUGUUUUCGUGUUUCAAACCCACCACAGAGCUUGUGUUUUAUAUCGUUUACUGUCAGUACCUCAUUUAAUUUGUAUCGUUAUUAUGGAAUAUACAAUUUCGGGUCAUUUUUUUUUUUACUGUAAAUAAUAGUAAUGAUUCACUUUGUGGAAAGCCGAGGGCCCGCUAUCGAGGUCUCGGGUCUGGAAUGGUUUGAAGUUACCGUUGAACCAGGGGCAGGUAAGAAACAUGUGGGACACAAAAUAUAUAUAGUUUUUGCUCAAAAGAGCCAACUUCCCAACGCUUCGUAUUUAUACACCGUAUUUAUACAUAUUUGUGUUUGUAUUUGUGGUUUAGGAACCUGGUUUCAGGAGACUAUAGGUUUCAGGCCGCUACAGGACACACCAGUGGAGACUGUACCUGAAAAAGUGGCUUUAUGUGUUCCCUCAGCGUAAUGUUUUUACAAUAACAAAUACCGAGGAAGUCUAUCCUCUGAGAGAAUCGCAGAAGUUACCCCGCAGGGUCAAGUCACUUCUGAAGAAACAAAGCACUCUUUGAACACCGCUAUGCUGCGCUGGCUGUUCCAGCUGUGGACUCUGCAGAGCCUGUUCAUCCGGGCACCAGCUACUGAAGAGGUGGAGCCGGAGGUGCUGUAUUUUAACGGAGACACCAGUGAGGUGGUUUUAAACGCAACGGGUCACCCGGCUGCCGCGGCGGUGUCCUGGGAUUGGGGGUCCCAUGACGGAAGGGUCCGGAGCGUCACGCUGCUUGCGGCUGAGUUUUCCGGAGGCUCUGUUCGUUAUUUCAAUAGCUCGGGUUUCAACGCAGCCCUGGAGUUCGGAGACUGUUGCGCCCUGAAGAUAAAGAGACCCAGGUUCGACAGCGCCGGGUCUUUCACCUUGAGACAAAUCGCGCCAGGUCCUAAGAUUCUGGCUCGGUAUGAACUGGUUGGCUUGCAAGUUUCUACAUCAUCGGAAUAUUAUAGAGGGGAUUUUGAAGAUGUUGCACUGCGGUGCUCAGCCUCUAAACUGUUACCGAACAGUUUCAGCCUCGCGUGGAAAACAGACGGAGUCUAUGAAGAGAAGAACUCAGUACUGCGGUUUGAUAACGCACUGUACUUCAUCAUGAGGCCGGACUGCAAACGUCCCGCAACGCUUUGCCGCUGUGAACUGCAAUACAACGGGACUGUGCUGCAGAGUGAAUCAGUGCACCUUUAUUCUGAUUUCCAUAUGAGAGGCUACAGAAAUCGAUUCUACAGAACAAGUUUGCCGGAAAGUCAAUUUGUGAUACCAAGAGUAAGCUACAAUUACAGGCAUUUCCUUUCACGCCGAUAUACAGUAUACUGGGUGCCACAAUCAUCACAUUAUGAAACAUCAACAAUAGCGCACGUAGACGAAUAUGAAUUAAAUACAACAUCAGAGCACUUUGAAAACCGCACAUCCUUCUAUGUGGAGUCCAGUCACUAUGGAAUAUCCUGUAUACAGAUUUCACCGGUACUGUUUGAAGAUGCGGGAGAAUACACAACCAGAGGAGACCAUGAAGAUAAUUACAGAACAUUUGAGAUGGAUUACCGCUUAAUAACAAUUCAAGUCUCAGUGGCUGUUGAAGGCAGCAGCGUGUCUCUACACUGCACUGCCUCCAGCCUCCCUGCCUCGACCAGGCUGCUCUGGAUUGACUGGGAGGGCAGGGAGGCUGUGUCGGGGCAGGAGGGAGGCAACAGGACCCUGACCCUGGAGGUACCUACAGAUGUACAGCGAGGAGAGUGGACCUGCGCCCUGCUAGAGGGAGGAUUUCCAAAAGCAGUCUACCCUUACCAGCUGGACACCAGCACAGUCACAGAGCUGUUGGACGGCUGUUUCACUGACUCUGUGCUGUUCUGUGUGCUGGUGGGAUAUCUGACUGUCAAAACUGCAGCCUGUGUGGCGCUUUGGUUCUGCUUCAAGAAACGUCUCGAUAUCGAGGUGGAGAAGGAAAUGAGACCCAAUAGGCUAAGCGCUGCCACGGCAAGGGAUAACAAUUCAACCAUGUUUUCAAUGCAAGUUUCUGGGGAGUGAAGAACUCGGCUCCAUAAUUGCUCGGUUUCUAUAUGCAGUUUAUGAAUGAAGAUUAGUAUAAAAUAAUCUGGAAUUUUGUAGUUUGUGCUUUUGUGGUUAAUAAAAAAAAUAAAAAGCUAUUUUAAAUGAA